Molecule: messenger RNA, 2284 nt
Organism: Arabidopsis lyrata subsp. lyrata
Lineage: Eukaryota; Viridiplantae; Streptophyta; Magnoliopsida; Brassicales; Brassicaceae
Product: zinc finger protein JACKDAW
Exons: 4
Coding region: 430-1947 (505 amino acids)
Cellular component (GO): nucleus
Molecular function (GO): DNA-binding transcription factor activity
Source: RefSeq, a predicted model, not a curated record
UACAUCUCCCAGAUCUCUCAACAUUAUUUAUACAAAAAAAAAAACAACUUUAUUCCUGCAAUAGUUUUUUUGGUUUAUAAUAACAAAUCCUCUUUCAAUAUAAUCUUUAUAUAUACAUAUACUUUCGUGCCUUGAAAAUUUCUUCCUCAUCUUCUUUGGUCUUUUCUUGUCAUUUGGCAUAACCAAAGAGUCAAGCACAUUCAAACAUUCUCAAGCCCUAAAACCCAAAAAAAACUUAUAUGCUCUUGUUCUUGUUCUUCUUCUCCCCUCUACAAAUUAAACCCUAAUUAACUAUCUCUUUUGUUUGUAUACUGUUCUAAACCUCCUGAUCAUCUUCUUGUUUUCUUGCAAGAUUUCAUAAAAAAACAAAACCCAGCUGUUUUUGUUCUUGUUCUUUAGCUCCGAUCCGUUUCAACUUAAAUCACAGAUAUGCAGAUGAUUCCAGGAGAUCCAUUUUCUAUUUCAUCCUCCAUGGGAGGGUUUGUUCAUCAAGAAACACACCUUCAUCAUCCUCAGCAGCAGAUCCCUGACCUCAACCCUAAUUCUAACCCUAACCCAAAUGUGAAACCAAACUCUUCAUCAGCCAAGAAGAAGAGAAAUCAACCUGGCACUCCAGAUCCAGAUGCUGAUGUCAUCGCUCUAUCGCCAACAACACUCAUGGCAACAAACAGAUUCGUGUGCGAGAUCUGCAACAAAGGGUUUCAAAGGGACCAAAACUUACAACUCCAUCGCCGUGGCCACAAUCUUCCAUGGAAGCUGAAGCAACGAUCCAAACAAGAGGUGAUAAAAAAGAAAGUAUACAUAUGCCCUAUCAAGACUUGUGUACACCAUGAUGCUUCUAGGGCCCUUGGAGACCUCACUGGGAUCAAGAAACACUAUAGCCGCAAACACGGUGAAAAGAAGUGGAAGUGCGAAAAGUGUUCUAAGAAAUACGCUGUUCAGUCUGAUUGGAAGGCACAUGCGAAAACUUGUGGUACUCGCGAGUAUAAAUGUGACUGUGGCACGUUGUUCUCCAGGAAAGAUAGUUUCAUCACACAUAGAGCGUUCUGCGACGCAUUGACUGAAGAAGGUGCGAGGAUGAGUUCACUAAGUAAUAACAAUCCUGUGAUCUCUACGACGAAUCUGAAUUUUGGAAACGAUUCAAAUGUUAUGAAUAAUCCAAAUCUUCCUCAUGGAUUUGUUCACCGAGGAGUUCAUCAUCCCGACAUUAAUGCUGCUAUCUCUCAAUUCGGUUUAGGGUUUGGACAUGACCUAAGUGCAAUGCAUGCGCAAGGUCUAUCCGAGAUGGUUCAAAUGGCCUCCACCGGCAACCACCACCCCUUCCCGUCGUCAUCAUCAUCCCUCCCUGAUUUCUCCGGCCACCACCAAUUCCAAAUUCCAACGACUUCCACAAACCCUAAUCUCACCUUAUCAUCAUCCUCAACAUCACAACAAACCUCAGCUUCUCUACAACACCAAACCCUAAAAGACUCAUCUUUCUCACCACUCUUCUCCUCUUCCUCCGAAAACAAACAAAACAAGCCUCUCUCUCCAAUGUCUGCAACAGCUCUCUUACAAAAAGCUGCACAAAUGGGCUCUACUCGAAGCAAUUCCACCACCGCUCCGUCCUUCUUCGCAGGCCCAACAAUGACAUCAUCCUCAGCCACCGCUUCUCCUCCUCCUCCUCCUAGAUCGUCUUCACCAAUGAUGAUCCAACAACAACUAAACAACUUCAACACCAAUGUCUCAAGAGAGAAUCCCAAUCUUGCUCCCCCUCCUCUUAGUGGUGUCACCACUAGUAGUGUGGAUAAUAAUCCCUUUCAAUCGAACCGGUCGGGUCUAAACCUGGUUCAACAAAUGGGUCUAACCCGGGAUUUUCUUGGAGUGAGCAACGAGCAUCACCCUCACCAAACGGGUCGUCGUCCCUUUUUGCCUCAAGAACUCGCAAGGUUUGCUCCAUUGGGUUGAUUAUGUGUUUAAUUAAAUACUGUGUAUGGGCCGGGGGACAAGAUUUUGGGUUUAAUUAGGAUUGGAAGUUCCUUUGAGGAGACAAGUCUAAUUAAGAACCGUACCCCCUUGUGAAGCGGUCGGAAUGUGGGGACAAAGGUUGACAAGACAUCAUCAUAUCAAUUUACAUUGAAUGUUAUGUACUUUUACUAUGUUUUUGAUUAUCGCCAGUCACAUAAUAUAUACCAUGACAUGCAUGGAUAUGUAUUUCCGACGUUGUCGUUUUGUAAAUGUUAAUUUUUUUUUCGUUUUUGUAAUGAGAUAUUCAAAAAUCUGGUCGGUAUUAUCUUCAGGCUUU